Messenger RNA from Malania oleifera, 1574 nucleotides. RefSeq names its product ethylene-responsive transcription factor ERF106. Gene Ontology annotation, molecular function: DNA binding; DNA-binding transcription factor activity. The record is from RefSeq and is a predicted model, not a curated record. The transcript has a single exon. Lineage: Eukaryota; Viridiplantae; Streptophyta; Magnoliopsida; Santalales; Ximeniaceae. Gene Ontology annotation, biological process: ethylene-activated signaling pathway; regulation of DNA-templated transcription. The coding region runs from base 572 to 1336 and encodes 254 amino acids.
UGCUACCAUGCCCAUUAAUUAUUUAUCCAAAAAUUACAAAGUAGCCCCCCGCGAGCAUGGAGUAGUGGUAAAGCAGGAGGGUAUACACGGAGCAUCGAAGGUUCGAUUCCCAGCACAGAUAAAGUCACGGCGCACUCUGCCGCCCCUCCGAGAGUCCCGUCCGCACGACAUAAAGGGGGGUCCAUGGGAAGAUAACCGUUCUUGAAUGUCCGGCCUAAGUGUGUAUAAGCUGUGACUGCAUCCGAUUUUUACCUAAAUGGUAAACCAAGGGGGAAGGCCGCCACUGUGAGGAUUUGGUGCUAUAUAGGAGGGUCCCAAGGGCUCGUCACUGGGCGCAGUUCCCACAGUGUCCUAAAAAAACAAAAAAUUGCAUAGUAAUAUAAAGAUCUCAAAUGCUGGCUUGGAGAACAAGGGAUAGGACAGGUGGCAUUUGAUAUUUGCAUAAUCAAUGUGUGGAUGAGACCCUCCAUCCGUCAACUUCCCAAGCAUCAAUUUAAAUACCCUCCCCUUUCUUCACUUUCUCUUCAGUUUCAACUCAUCCCUUCUUCUUCUACUACUCCAUUUCCGAAAAAUGACCACACAGGAAGAGUCAUCCAUUCUCCAUCUCAUCAGCCAACACCUCCUCGGAGACUUCACCUCCACCGAUUCCUUCUUUGCCACCCUCAACCUUUCCGAUAUCCUCCUUUCCCAACCCGAUAUUUUUCCCGAAAUGCCCGAAAUUUCGGUCCCCCAAUCGGAUUCCCCCUCCCUCAUUUCAACCCCAACGCUAGUUACAGACGAAGACUCCCUUUUCUUUGAAUUCAAAACCAAGCCCGAAAUCGUCCCCUUCGCCUCGCCGAAACGCGAUAUUCCGGGCUCGCCGUCGAGCCCUCCCGACCGCAAACCCAUUUUACAGAUCUCUGUUCAAAGCCGGAUCGGAGAUCCCCAAGCUACGUCACAUCAAGAACCGGUUUUGAAGAGCUCCAAUCAGAACCGGAAGAGAAAAUAUCGGGCCGAAACGGACCUUGAGCCGGAGUUGGACCGGGGCUGUCUGGACUCUAACGACGGGAGGCACUACAGGGGCGUUAGGCGCCGGCCGUGGGGGAAGUUCGCGGCGGAGAUACGGGACCCGAAGCGGAGAGGAUCUAGAGUUUGGCUGGGAACGUUUGACAGCGCCGUUGAUGCUGCGAAGGCUUAUGAUUUCGCCGCCUUCAAAAUGAGGGGAUCGAAGGCCAUUUUGAAUUUUCCUCUGGAGGCAGGAAAGAAUUCUGACCCGCCGGCGAACAGCGGCCGGAGAAGAAGGAGAGAGAAGAGAGGAGUCGCCGGUGUUGAUGCCGUCGAUUUAGGCGACGGUUGACGGUGGUAAUGGUGCUGCGUUCGACGUAAGCGUUGUGCCGCCAUAAUCUCCACCGUCACACUGUUUCCCUCAAGGAUAAGUAUUCAAGAGACAAAACAAAAGAGAAAAAAACGUGUGUGAAUAUUAUGUACAUAAAUAGGAGUGGCAAAACGGGUGGAUAAAAGUCCGUUUAAAUCAUAUUCGGGUUGAGUAUAUGGUGACGUGUUUAUAAAUAGAUUAGACAGUUUUGGAUUGGGUA